AUGACCGAAGACAGUAGUGAUACCGUCUGGGGCGUGAUGUGCAUGGUGCCACAACCAGACUACCCGGACAUCCGAAAGAAGUCGAGCAUUCGCUCCAAAGCAGACAAUGUGCAAAUUAUCGCACGGGAAGGGGAUAGCAACAAUCUCACACGGUUCUACAUCGAGGUUCCAGAAGGCACCAGACAGAAAGAUGUGAAGUUGGAGAAUAUCCAGCAGGCAGCAAGGAACAUCUUCUGCCAAUUUAACGUGGAUUUUACAGAGACGGUGACGGCCGGCCUACUCGAUCGGACAACUCCACGCGGCCAUUUUCACAAGGACUACCGCGUCUUCCUCGCGGGAGAUGCAUGUUAUACGCAUUCGCCCAAGGCCGGUCAUAAACUUCAGUUUACAGGAUUGGAGCAAAUAUUGGCUGGAAAUUGGCCAUGGAUUUAA
This is a messenger RNA of Aspergillus tanneri, 432 nucleotides long. RefSeq names its product putative phenol 2-monooxygenase. The record is from RefSeq and is a predicted model, not a curated record. Gene Ontology annotation, molecular function: FAD binding. Lineage: Eukaryota; Fungi; Ascomycota; Eurotiomycetes; Eurotiales; Aspergillaceae. The coding region runs from base 1 to 432 and encodes 143 amino acids. The transcript has a single exon.